Messenger RNA from Penicillium samsonianum, 1296 nucleotides. RefSeq lists its product as uncharacterized. The transcript has 2 exons. The record is from RefSeq and is a predicted model, not a curated record. Lineage: Eukaryota; Fungi; Ascomycota; Eurotiomycetes; Eurotiales; Aspergillaceae. The coding region runs from base 1 to 1296 and encodes 431 amino acids.
AUGGCCAAGCCGACAUUAGAAGGACUCCCAACGGAGCUGCUCAUUCUCAUCUUGCUUGAGAUACCUGAUCUCGCUUCUCUCAAGUCCAUCGUUCUUUCAUCGCCGAUAUUUCACCAAGCCUACCUUACGGUGCGACAGGAAGCUCUUUGUCGCAUCGUCAAGGAUCAAUGGGGUUUGCUUCUAGGAGAUGCAAUUGCUGCUACACGGUCUCGUGGUCUCUUUUUUGAUCAUCACAAACCCGAAGCGAUUGCGUUAUUAGACACCUGGCGUCGCAGAGAAGAGAUUAGCGACCUUGCAUUAGGCUCAUCCAUUCCGAUAGAUGAGCCCAGCAACCUGGAAGAGAUCUUCAACCUAUUUUAUCUUCACAAGGUGUCCCAUUUCUUUCUGAAAGAGUACGAGACGAAAGUACCGCGGCCACCGUGGAUAUCAAACGAUCAAUGGGAGAACUCGAUUCUCCCCAUUGAGUUAUCUCACACCGAAAAGCACCGUUUUCUCAGAGCUUUGUGUCGACUGCAAAUUUACACCAAUAUUUUUGGUGAAUAUGAACAGCUGAUUAACAGGAGGAUGAAACGCAAUGCUUGGAGGGAUAGUCCCAAAGGUGACUUUUGUAAUGAUGAAUUGGCAUAUCGCGUGUUCUUUGGGACCAUGCCUCCUUGGGAAUUCCAAGAAAUAGGCUGUGUCUGGGCAUACUUCACGACAAUGUUCGACCACAUUUACAAGGAAAUUUCUGCCGGUCUACAUGAACUUGUGGAGAAGCAUAUGAACAAAGAUGAUUGGCAAUAUCCAUACUUCGAAUUUCUUCCUCAAGAAGUGCAGCCUCCUUGGUGGGGCGGGUUAAACCAUAUCGAAAAUAUCGAAAACCUGUGGGGAUUUUCGAAUUCGCUAGCUUCAAUGGGACCAGAGUUUGUCUACCGCCUUCUUCAUGGGACACCCCUGGUUCAGCGUGAUAUGGUGAUGCUCAAUGGAAACGACCUACUCAACUCCUUCCCAGGAAUGUAUGUAACGGAGGAGAAUGAGGUUCCUUUUCUUUAUCCUGCAGAUCGGCACGCGGUUCAAGAUUAUGAGCAGCUUUGGUCGACAUUGCCAUACAUCGAGCAACCCAAUCUAGGGUGGAAAGAGGUGCAUGUGCUGCCUGAUGCGUCCGGACAAACAUUUGAAGAAGCCAUUGAUUUGGAAAGUGCACGUGAAUUUUUAUGGCGCUGGGGUUACGCUAUAUUUGAUGAUGAAAGAUUGAUGGCAUGGAAAGCGCCUUUGGUGGAAUUUCGUUUGCGCAACGAGCCCGAAUUUGCAAUUUAG